AUGGCCACUAGGGAUGAUGCGAGGGUGGUUCAUGUUUUUGUGGAGGAUCAAUUGGCCGUUCUCCUUGAGGACGUGCACGACUGGCUGCGAAUCAUUGACGAGGUAGAGGAGACAAAGGUGCAGUACGACACGGCGCGGAGGUGCUCCUUUUACUGGGUGCGCUUUAAACACGCUUCUGCGGCGCAGCUGGCGGUCAACUACCUUGACGGGGAGAAGCUGAAGAAUCACGUCAUUCACAUUUCCUCGAGCGUCUACACCAAGCGACUGCCGCUGGAGGCCGCUGCGGAGGGCCACGCGCUUGCUGAGCGCGAAAACAGGGAUCAGCAGGUGGUGGCAAACCCAAAUUUGCCGUUGAAUCAUCGAAUGCCCCCCGAGCUGCGGAUGGACACGCCGCUUGUUGACAGCAUACCCGCGCUCUUGUCGACUGCCGCGGAGGGCAGUGAGCGCCACAGCCUCGUUCAGCAACUGCGGCAGCUGCAAGAGUCGUACUGCCACGUCCAGGAUGCGAUUCGCGAGGCUGAAGAGAACAUGCGGGCAACAGACAAAGAGGUUGGGCAGCUCCUUCGAGGCGGUGCCGCACCAUCCGGUUCUGCUGAAGCUGGGAACUGUGAGAAGGUGCAGGAUGUCAAAGCCACGGAGAUUGCGAGAAGCCGACGAAUUAGUAAUGCCGUACAAAUACCCAUGACUCUUCUUGACCCAGCUGGCUUAAUUGUGAGGUUUACCCGCCACGUUGGGCCCGUGACGGAUUAUUCUUUUAACGUCUCCCUGGAUGGAGCUUCAUUUCUGGCAGUUGUGGAGUUCUUUCACGGGGACGACGCGGGUCACGCGCUACAGCUUUUGCAGGGAGGCGGGAGUCGUGGGCCAGCGGAUCCUGCUGCCAAGCGCACUCGCCUGGACCGCGACGCGGAAGAGGCACUGUCCUUUUUGUCCGUGUUUGGCUGGGGCGAGCAUGCAUCGGUUGAAGUUCUGCGUCCACCUGAUCUCGCGAUUUGCUGUCAUACUGCCCACCUUCAAGCUAUGCACGCUCUGCAAUGCUGCCUGCAUCCAGCCGCUUAG
Molecule: messenger RNA, 1056 nt
Organism: Trypanosoma conorhini
Lineage: Eukaryota; Euglenozoa; Kinetoplastea; Trypanosomatida; Trypanosomatidae
Exons: 1
Coding region: 1-1056 (351 amino acids)
Molecular function (GO): nucleic acid binding
Source: RefSeq, a predicted model, not a curated record